Cebus imitator (Panamanian white-faced capuchin) is the source of this 1189-nucleotide messenger RNA. Its product is annotated as protein CC2D2B homolog. The coding region runs from base 517 to 1143 and encodes 208 amino acids. The record is from RefSeq and is a predicted model, not a curated record. NCBI's taxonomy places the organism in Eukaryota, Metazoa, Chordata, Mammalia, Primates, Cebidae. The transcript has 5 exons.
GCUGGAAGUCAGGUUCUGACUGCUGGGAUGGACAAUUCCCCUCUGGCUAGGGCUUGUCUAAAUGCUCCCUCUGUGGAUGCUGGCCAAAUUCUGCCCUGUGUUGCUUUCAGCUAGGUUAGGAGAGCAGAGAGUUCCAGUGCAAAGUCCCCGAAUCACUUUGACCUUCCUCCCCCAAAUGCACAAAUUCCCUCUUCCUGCCACACUGCCUGGGGAUGAGAGAGAGGUGGUGUAGGCAAUUCAAGAUUUUCUUUCCUACUCUCUUCAGUGGCUCCUUCCUUGAUAUGAUGUUAACAUCCGGCACUAUGAUUGCUCACCUGAUUUUUUGGUUCUUAUAAAGGUGCUUCUUAUAUGGAUAGUUGUUCAAUUUGUUGUUCCUGCAGGGCAGAUGAUUGCUGGAGGAUUCUGUUCAGCCAUCAGCCAUCUUGCUUUACCUUGUAAGAGGGAGUAAUUUCACCAUAUUUGAAGAGCUCAUGCAAAUAGAUAAAAAGAUGAAGUUCAAGAAAACAAGCAAAAUAUAUGAACUUGUAUUUUAAAGGAGAUGAUGUUCAAAGGGCUGAUGAAUAUUUGAAAAGAUGUUCAAUGGCAAAACAAGAUGCAAGUUUAACCCUCCUUGCUUUUUUUGCAGUUGUCAGAGAGAUGGAUAACGUUACAGCUGAAGAAAUUAGAGACAAGCAUCUUCAAAAAGAUUUAGAUGCAGAAGAAAAUCAAAAUGUAGUAAAGACAUUGAGAGGCAAAGUGAGAGAAAAGCGAAAAAAUUCUAAGAUUAACAAAGAUGAAAAAUCUUCAGCUGAGCAGCUCACUGAUAGCCAAAUAUAUCAAAGAACCAAGGUUUCUCCACAGACUGAAGUCUCAUUGGAUAAAAGCCUUUCAUUUUUCAUUCUGAGUGGUGAAGAAAGUUCAGCUUUGGAUGAAUCUUCAAAGCAGAGACCAGUAAACCAUAAUUAUCCCAAAUGCUUUUCACUUGGUGGUAAUUUACAAAAUGUUGAUGAGAGUGAAGAUGAAGAGUUUAUCAAAGAAUUCAUUUUGACAGAUUUAGUCAAAGUAAAAGCUGCUGAAUAUGAAGAUGAUCAAGAACAAAUAAAAAAACAGAAGGCAAAUAUUUUUGUACCAAGUAGUUCUCCAGGUAAUAUUCUUUUCCAGUAAAAUAUUCAAGUCAUUAAUGAAUUAUGUUAUGGAAUAAUAGCUUUUC